AAUCUACUUCAGCUGAUAAUUAUCUUAAGUGGCUUAAAGCAGUAGUAAAAUGGAAGAAAAUCAGAAAAGUUCCUAAAGAUUUUUAUCUAAUAUGCUAUCUAUCAAAUAUGGCAGAAUCUGAUAUUUUAAUUGUAUUUCACUUUUCAAUAGUUGAUAAAAUAUUAUUAGAUAGAGAAGAUUAUAUAUUGUUAGAUAAAAAUGAAAAAGAUGAUGAAUUUAAAAAACAAAAAUCCUAUAUUCUUAAUAUUUAG
Messenger RNA from Funneliformis mosseae, 251 nucleotides. The record is from the annotation of a GenBank genome assembly. NCBI's taxonomy places the organism in Eukaryota, Fungi, Glomeromycota, Glomeromycetes, Glomerales, Glomeraceae.